Molecule: messenger RNA, 681 nt
Organism: Spirometra erinaceieuropaei
Lineage: Eukaryota; Metazoa; Platyhelminthes; Cestoda; Diphyllobothriidea; Diphyllobothriidae
Source: the annotation of a GenBank genome assembly
AUGGUGCGUCAGCUCUACGAUGGCAUGGCGGCACGCAUCACGGGCAGUGGAACCGUCUUAGAGGUAUUCGCAGUGACCAACGGAGUGAAACAGGGCUGCGCCCUCGUGCCCACCAUCUUCACUCUCAUGUUCUCUGCCAUGCCAACGGACGCCUACCGUAAUUAACGCCCCGGCAUCCGCGUCGUCCAAAGGAUGGACGGCCAACUCUUCAAUCAGCGGUGAAUGCACUCCCAGUCGCGUGUAUCCACAACUACUGUUCAUGAACUUCUCUUCGCCGACGAUUGCGCUCUCAGCGCCACCUCUGAAGGGGACAUCCAAAGGAGCAUGGACCUCUUCGCCGUCUCUGACAGCUUCGACCUGGCCAUCACGGACAAGAUGGUGGUUAGGCAUCAACCACCACCCGACGCUGCCUAUAAUGUACCCCAAAUUAACGUGAACAGCGCACAACUUCAAGCCGUGCGCAACCUCACCUACCUGGGCAGUAGCGCCUCCUGCAACGCCAAAAUCGACGAUGAAGUGGCCCGCCGGAUUUCCAAUGCCAGCCAGGCCUUCAGUUGUCUGCAAAAUACCGUCUGGAACCGUCACGAUCUCCAUCUGAACACUAGACUGAAGAUGUAUAAAGCGGUCAUCCUGUCUACGCUGCUGAAUGGAGAGCAGACCUGGACAGUGUGCAAGAAAUAG